Sugiyamaella lignohabitans is the source of this 2139-nucleotide messenger RNA. It is a transcript of the gene UBP14, whose product is annotated as Ubp14p. Gene Ontology annotation, biological process: protein deubiquitination. NCBI's taxonomy places the organism in Eukaryota, Fungi, Ascomycota, Dipodascomycetes, Dipodascales, Trichomonascaceae. Gene Ontology annotation, molecular function: zinc ion binding; cysteine-type deubiquitinase activity; protein binding. The record is from RefSeq and is a predicted model, not a curated record. The transcript has a single exon. Bases 1 to 2139 code for a protein of 712 amino acids.
AUGAAGCUUGCUAUUCAAGCUGAUAAAGAAGAAGACCAUUUUGAUAUUCAAACAAGAGUCAAGGAUUUAGAGUUUGGUGAAGCUCAGAUCGAGCAGGGACAAGUAGACGGAUUGGAUAGAGUCGUCGAGGGCGUAAUGAAGGCCGUGUCAUACGCACGAAAGGAAGAAAUCCAGGCCUGGGAACAAGAGAUAGUUCCUUGUGAGCAUAUAUUAUAUCUGGAGCAAGUCGGUGAACCUACCAAGCUGGAUGGUGAAACUCUCUCUCAUUGUUCAGAGUGUGAAUUGAAAGAAAACCUAUGGCUUUGUUUGGUAUGUGGCAAUUUAGGGUGUGGACGUGCUCAAUUUGGCGGCGUAGGUGGUAAUGGUCAUGGUCUCAGUCAUUAUGAGAACACUGGCCACAUUGCAUCUGUUAAAUUGGGUAGUAUCACACCUGAGGGAAAUGCAGAUGUGUUUUGUUAUAAAUGUGGAGAUGAGGUUAGUGAUCCAGCUCUUACCGAACACCUGCACUAUUGGGGAAUCAAUAUUGCUGAACGAGAAAAAACGGAGAAGUCAUUAACUGAGCUCCAAGUCGAGCAAAACUUAAAAUGGGAUUUCAGUAUGUCUAGUGAAGAUGGAACCGAGCUUCUUCCGCUGUUUGGUCAAGGAUUAACUGGCAUGAAGAAUCUUGGAAACUCGUGUUAUCUAAGUUCAGCUGUUCAAUGCUUGUUUGCACUAGAUAGGUUCCAGAAGAGGUUUAACAGUGUUGGCAAUAACAGUACAGAUAACGUGGUGGCAAAUGAGUCCGAUCCUGCUCAUAGUUUAGAAAUACAGCUCCGAAAGCUGGCUGACGGCCUUCUUUCUGGACGGUAUGCCGUUCCCGAUGAAACAUAUGGGCCAACUGACGAAUCAUCUGUCAAAUACCAACGAGGUAUUGCUCCAGGGAUGUUCAAAGCAUUAAUUGGAAGAGGUCAUAGUGAGUUCUCUACCAUGAGGCAGCAGGAUGCAUUUGAAUUCCUGAUUUAUUUGUUGGAGAAGAUUUCUGACAUGUGUAAGGCAACUGGAAGAGAAGAUCCUACAGAGAUAUUCAGGUUUCAAACUGAACGAAGACUGGAAUGUGGAAACUGUCACAAAGUAAGAUAUCGCACUGAAAACCAGGAAAAUAUUUCCAUUCCAGUACCGGCAAGAAGGCUGAAGGCGCCAGAUCAAGUUAAUUUUGAUGAUUCUUCUGCAGAAGUUACCACUUAUGAGACAAUUAGUAUUAUUGAGUGUCUUAAUAUUUUUACUGAGCCCGAACAGAUUGACUACAAAUGUAAGUCUUGUGGUCAGGCUGCUGGGGCGAUCGCUUCUACCAAAUUCAAGACUUUCCCGGAGAUUCUUAUGUUGAAUGCUCGUAGAUUUCAAGUUAUCAACUGGGUUCCUGUCAAAUUGGAUAUUCCAGUUGACGUUCCAGCGGGAUCACUGAAUCUCGAUCGGUAUAUGUCGUCUGGCCCUCAGGCAGGAGAAGACGUUGUUGAUGCGAAGGAUGAUGAAGAUGAUCAUGAGACCAGUGAAACUAGCUCUUUUACUGCUAACGAGGAAGCAUUGGUCUCUCUCGAGUCUAUGGGAUUUCCCAGGGUACGAUGUGAAAAGGCUCUAUAUCAUACCGGCAACUCUGACGUUGAAGCGGCUACUAACUGGCUUUUUGAACAUAUGGACGAUCCUGAUAUUGAUAUUCCUCUUUCGAUUGGCUCAGGUUCAACCGAUUCGGUAUCUCUAGAAGCUGUUGGCCAGUUGAUGGACAUGGGUUUUUCUGAUAUUCAGGCAAAGUAUGCUCUGAAGCAAACUGGUGGUAAUCUUGAAGCGUCUGUCGAAUAUCUUUUCAGCAACCCUGACGCAGGAAAGCAAGAACCAGAAGAGCAACCUCAAUCUGUUACCACGAAAAAAUCAGAGCCUGUGCUGCUUGGAGACGCUUCUCUUCCUGCCGACUAUGCUCUCACAUCCAUCAUCUGUCACAAAGGAGGAAGUAUUCAUGCGGGACACUACGUCGCAUUCAUCAAUAAGCCAAUCUCGCCUAACGAGUCUGACUGGGUAUUGUUUAAUGAUGAAAAGGUAGUCCGUGGUGGAGAAGCUGCCGAAAUGAAAAAAUUCGCCUAUGUAUAUUUAUUCCAGCGAACUCGCUGA